This is a messenger RNA of Betta splendens (Siamese fighting fish), 3786 nucleotides long. RefSeq names its product ribonucleoprotein, PTB-binding 1 (gene raver1). The coding region runs from base 66 to 2264 and encodes 732 amino acids. Gene Ontology annotation, cellular component: cytosol. The record is from RefSeq and is a predicted model, not a curated record. The transcript is spliced from 14 exons. Lineage: Eukaryota; Metazoa; Chordata; Actinopteri; Anabantiformes; Osphronemidae. Gene Ontology annotation, molecular function: mRNA binding.
UAUUGUUUAAACUGCUCAAAUCAGCCAGAGUUUCCAGACCGACAAAACUUCCACCGAACUGAGCGAUGGCGGCCGUCGUGUCUGUUAGUGCAGCUGCCGGGGAUGAAACCACAGACACGGGGCUCACUUUGGCCUCGCACGCGCUUCACGAAAAAUACGACUUGGCUGCGGAGCACGAGGUUCGCGUGGCCGGAGAGCGACGGCAUUGCGAACAACAAGCAGGCGAAGAGGACCCGGCGUCGAGUCGCGAGUAUCAGCGGAGGGUGGACGAGGAUUUAACAUCACUGAGCCCCGAGGAAAUUGAGAAUCGACUGGAAAGAACGCGUCGGGAGUUUUACAACCGUAGAAAAAUUAUAAUAAAAAACCUCCCCUCCGACAUUAACAACCAGGAGGUGCACGAGCUGCUGGCGAACUAUGACUUGAAAUACUGCUUUGUUGACAAGUACAAGGGCACAGCAUUUGUGACUCUGCUCAACGGGGAACAGGCGCAGUGUGCCAUCAAGGAGUUCCACCAACAUGUGCUACGAGACCGGGAGAUUUCUGUGCAGCUGCAGCCAACAGACGCUCUGCUGUGCAUCGCCAACUUGCCCCGUGCCUUCACCCAGCAGCAGUUUGAAGAUCUGGUUCGCCCCUUCGGUAACCUCGAGCGCUGCUUCCUGGUGUACAGCGCCUCCACCGGGCAGUCUAAGGGCUAUGGCUUUGUGGAGUACAUGAAAAAGGACUCUGCAGCCAGGGCCAAGUCAGAGCUCUUGGGAAAGCAGCUGGGUUCCCGCAUGCUCUAUGUCCACUGGACUGAGGUGGGCUCACUCACAUACCCACUGCUCCACUCCAAAUGUCUGUGUGUGGAUUGCCUUCCUCCGAGCCUGUUGACAGCCCAGGAUCUGCGCAGCACACUGGCUGACACCCAUUCACCAGUCUUCUGCCAGUUGGCUCAGGGACAAGAUGGAAGUUUUCGACGGUUUGCUGUGCUGGAGUUUGCCACCGCAGAGAUGGCUGAGGAGGCCCAGCGACUCGGUGAUGGCAGGUUGCUGGGCGGGACGCACAUCAGGGUGUCCUUCUGUGCUCCUGGCCCCCCUGGAAGAAGCAUGUUGGCCGCUCUGAUUGCUGCUCAAACGAUGGCUGUGAAUAGGGGUAAAGGUCUUCUUCCUGAUCCCACAGCCAUGCAGAUACUGACAGGCCUCAGUAAUCCUGCUGCCCUUAAGAUGCUGCUCAACCCUCUCUCUCAGGCACACAAGCAAGGCCUCCUUGGGGCAGCCCCAACAAUGCCACUACUGGCCAACCCUGCCCUCUCUGCUGCUCUACUCCAGCUGCUCAUUCAGAACCAGGCCAAGGCCCAGCAGCAGGCAGGACUCACUGGGGAGAAUCCUCUGGCUGCUCUGCCUGUCCAGCAGGGAGUCCAUCUGCUUCGAGACCUGCCCCAAGGUGGUAUAGUCUCAGGUCUGGGUGUUCAGACCGAUCCUCUGGCCUCUCUAAAGCCAAUGCCAAUUGGCAGAGCACUUGCAAGGGAGCAGGACUCUCCCACAGCAUCAUGUAAUUUCCCCCAGACUUCCUCUCCUACCCUGCCGGGCAUCUCCAUGCCCCUGAUGGGUGGUAUGAUGGGAGCAGAUGGCCUCUCACCACAAGGGGUAUCCUUAUUAGGAGAUCCUCCCAAAGAUGUGAAUCUGCCCCAGAGUGCCUUCCUCGGUGUAAACAAUGUAUUUCCCCCAGGAGGAAGUUGUCAUCCUCACCCUAAUAGAAAGAGGCCUACACUAAGUAAUGUAUCCAACCAACAUGUGCUCCAGAGCCUACAGCCAAAUUACAAUCUGCGCUAUCAGGAUUCCUACAGCCCUGAGUCUCCUCCUCUACACCAGGAUACUCUGACCUAUUUGUACGAACAGCAGGAGAACCUUGAUACUCGGGCCUUGGCAGGAUUCGGACAGCAGAUUCCAUGUCAGCCCGACUACGAGCGGUUCUCCCACUACAGUUUCCCUCCCAGCCCACCCUUGUCCUCAUACUUCACUUCAGGCCCUGAGGAUUCUAGCAACCAGAGCUUCCCCACCACUCAUCUUAACAGGGCUGUGGGAAUGCCUCCUGUUAGCCACACUAACUACCCACCAGGCCUGGGAAAUGUCAUGAAGACUCCCAUCGGUAGCCAUAAACGUGUCUUCUCCCGGCUGAUCCCUGCUCCAGAGCCGAGCCCUGAGGGCGGCUAUGUGGGCCAGCACUCUCAAGGCCUCGGUGGCCAUUACGCAGACUCUUACCUUAAGCGAAAGCGUAUAUUCUGAAUAAUUCCUGCUGUAUGAGUAGCUAUUUGAAAGCCUGGACACAGUAGCUGGGUAGAACACACACCCAGUAACUAUAAGCUCCUGUGAGUGAACCCUGGAGAGCACUGAAGGAGUGCAGCCUGUUGCACCAUGGGAAUUCUCAGUAGUUGGUGUUAUAUACAUUUCUUUUCUGUUUAUGUACAUAUGAUUUUAGUUUUGUUAUAUUAAGUUUUUAUUUUGACUUUUAAUUUCCUGUUGAAAAACUUGUACAAUGAGGGGAAAAAAAUGGAAAAUUAGGUAAAGUGUAGUCUGGCCAGUUUUCAGUGGCAGCAAUAGGCUGCUGUUUGUUUUAGACAUCUCACUAAAAUUGCUGUCCACAACUUCAGGCAAAGGGACUUGAACAGUAUUAACAGCUUUAUUCCAGAGGCUUUACUUUUUAAAUAGUCUUCCUGUAAAAAGUUCAGUAGUUCGUUUAAUGCCCCUCCCCCCUCCACAGGGCUGUAUAUUUUGCUGUACGUCUCUUGGCAUUUUCAUCGGUUGAUAUAGAGCUUUCUAGCCACAAGUCACAGUUUGUAUGUACCUUCCUCUCUUCCAUCGGUGACGCUUUUUUACCAUUCUGGCAUAUUUUCCUCAAGCCUAAUCUUUUCCACGUCGUUUGUCUUUUUGAUCCACCCCCUCCAUCUCGCUUGUUCUCCACACUGGUUGUCGAGGCGCAGGUCACGAUCUUAAUCUGUUCUCACCUGUAAAAGAUGCCGUUUUUAAUUCUCCUCUCACUCAUAUGUCAAGGACUUGGCUAUUAUCUGUUUGUGAGUUCCGUUAACUUGAACUUUGAAUGUCUGAACACCACACCGCGGUGGUUGGGGUGGUGGAGACGAGCCACACGCCAUCUCUCAAGCUCCCAGUAGCUGCUGAAUACAAGUGUUUGCUGUUGCUCCUCAGCAUCUGCUUCCAGAUGAAUUUAGUUCUCUUGGGUAGGCGGCGGCUGAUGGAUGCAGCUUGUGUUCAAAGGCUUCAGUAACAGGUCUUAUUGGGAGGUGCUGGCAUGUGGUUGGUCAGCGGCCUUAUGCUCCUCGUUUGUUUUUUCCUUAUUUGAAUUAUCUGGUUGACAGUUUGAUUGUGAAAACCCAAUACCUCUGACUUCUGCUAGAAAAUGCAGCUACACCUGAGCCUUAGCAGUGUUUUCUGUGAUCUCAUCCUGCCCUGUGUUGGCUUUAUUUACAUUUACCAUUUUUGUGUUUAUUUGCGGUGUAAAUAGUUAAAGCGUGGUGUUCUUAUUUUCCUGGAGUCCAAAACUUGUCUGGUGUUUUGAAUGAAAUUGCUGCGUCUUGUUUGUAUAUCUGAAAGCUGACGUGACAGAGUGGCACCGUAGCAGACUACUCAUGUCGUGUAUGGAGCACGAGCUGCAGCUGUCCAGUAUGAUCAUGUCAUUUAUUUUUAAUUUUUUUUUUUCCUUGAUCUGACUCUUAACUGCAAGCCUCUCAUCUGUACUGCCAUGGUUGUCUCAGUUUGUGUGACGAGUGAAAGUAAAUGUUAUUUAAACUCA